AUGGUCUAUUCAGUCCCUCUAAUCAUCUUCAUGGACGACGUUUCCGGAAAUGUUUCUAAGCAGUGGAAUAAGCACCACGCGAUUUAUAUGUCAAAUGCUAACUUACCACGUGAGAUGCUGGAGAAAGAGUUCUGUGUUCGAUUCGUAACGUCGUCACCACAUGCUGCGCCGAUGGAAUUAAUGCAUGCAAUGAGGGAGUCUAUAAGCACCGCUGCAGACUCAGGUAUCUUUGCAUGGGAUUGUAAAUUCGCCGAGGAAGUCAUGCUCGUUCCCGAAGGUUUAUUUCUUGCGGGCGACAAUCCAAUGCAAGCUGAGGAGUGCAGUCACGGGGGGUUAAAUUGUAAUUACUUUUGCAGGACUUGUCAUGUUGGCGGGACGAAGGAGCACAAAGAGUCUGAGGCUGGCUAUGCUAGUCUUUUUACGGAAGGAAAUCCCCGAAUUCCUGAAGAAACAACAUCACAGAUCCUCCAGCAGUUCGAGACCGCAUUAUGCUCAGGAGCUGCAGGGAAGGUCUCAGCUGCUACAACAGCAACUGGAAUUCGUGACUCUACUUCGUCUUCUAUCAUCAAUACACUGGUCGAAAUGGGCAAGAAGCUGCGGAAACGAGAAGCAGGGCAGUCAGCGUCAACGGAAUCUGAAGUUCGGGCUAAGCUAGAGAAAGAGCUCUCGGAUAUGUUGCAAGGUAGGACACAUCAGGAUGCAAUCAAUCCCCUUCUAGGGAUGGAUGGGAUGAAUAUUCACAUGGAUACUCCUACGGAGAUCCUGCACACAGUUCUACUCGGCGUCGUGAAAUAUUUCUGGGGACAGACUGCAUUUUUGCUCGAGAAGGCUAAACUACUCAAUCAUUUUCAGACACGUCUCGAUUCACUGGACAGGGAUGGCCUAAAUGCACCAUCCCUAAAUGCUGAUUAUAUUUGCCAUUAUAAAGGGGGCUUAAUCGGAAAACACUUCAAAAGUCUCGCACAGGUUAUGCCAUUCGUGGUCUAUGAUCUUGUUCCAAAAAGUGUUCUUGAUGGAUGGACCUUGAUUGGAGAGCUCGUCGUUCUCAUUUGGCAUACGAAAAUCGACAACACCGAAAUCUACUUGGCGAAGCUAACUCGAACGAUCGGCGAUUUUCUCAAUACUACCGCGCACUUAUAUUCGACGUUUUGGACCCGCAAUUGUUUUUUCGACUGA
Molecule: messenger RNA, 1176 nt
Organism: Suillus clintonianus
Lineage: Eukaryota; Fungi; Basidiomycota; Agaricomycetes; Boletales; Suillaceae
Exons: 5
Coding region: 1-1176 (391 amino acids)
Source: RefSeq, a predicted model, not a curated record